Molecule: messenger RNA, 1998 nt
Organism: Arxiozyma heterogenica
Lineage: Eukaryota; Fungi; Ascomycota; Saccharomycetes; Saccharomycetales; Saccharomycetaceae
Product: lysophospholipase family protein
Exons: 1
Coding region: 1-1998 (665 amino acids)
Biological process (GO): glycerophospholipid catabolic process
Cellular component (GO): plasma membrane; intracellular membrane-bounded organelle; extracellular region
Molecular function (GO): A2-type glycerophospholipase activity
Source: RefSeq, a predicted model, not a curated record
AUGGUGAAUAUCAGUGAAUGGAGCUUAUUAGCAGUGGUUUCGUUACUUGUGUCAACAGGUGACGCUUGGUCUCCUACCAAUGGAUAUGUACCAGCUAACGUCACCUGUCCAGAUGAUAUCAAUUUAGUAAGAAAUGCCACUUUUCGACUAUCCAAUAAUGAAACUGAAUGGUUGAAGAAAAGAGAAGUCCACACUUCUGAAGCAUUAAAAGACUUUUUGACUAGAUCAUUAGCAAAUUUCUCUGAUACCUCUAUCCUAGACGAUUUGUUCGGUGGAAAUUCCACUAAAAUACCUAAACUUGGUAUUGCUGCCUCCGGUGGUGGGUAUCGUGCUAUGCUAAGUGGCGCAGGGAUGAUCGCUGCAAUGGAUAAUAGAACUAUAGGUGCUAACGAACAUGGUCUAGGUGGCUUGCUACAAAGUGCUACCUAUCUGGCUGGGUUGUCCGGUGGUAAUUGGUUGACCGGGACUUUAGCUUGGAAUAACUGGACUUCAGUUCAAGAUAUCGUAAACAACUUCACUGUGGACGGAUCCAUCUGGGAUAUCGACCAUUCCAUUGUCAACCCAGGUGGGAUCAAUGUCUUCAAAUCAGGGUCUCGUUGGGAUCACAUAUCCGAUGCUGUAGAAGACAAACAAAAGGCUGGCUUCAACGUCUCCCUUGCAGAUGUAUGGGGUCGUGCUUUAUCUUACAACUGGUUCCCAAAUCUUUACCGUGGUGGUAUUGGUUACACGUGGUCUACUUUGCGUGACGCCGAGGUUUUCCAAGACGGUGCUAUGCCCUUCCCAAUCUCUGUGGCAGAUGGUAGAUACCCUGGUACUAAGGUUAUUAAUCUAAAUGCAACUCUUUUCGAAUUCAAUCCAUUUGAAAUGGGCUCCUGGGACCCAACUGUCAACAGCUUCACUGAUGUUAAAUAUCUAGGUACUAAUGUCUCUAAUGGUAAGCCUGUAAACAUUGGGAAAUGUAUUGCAGGUUUUGAUAACACUGGGUUCAUUAUUGCCACUUCAUCCACUUUGUUCAACCAAUUCUUAUUAAGAAUCAAUGGCACUAAGUUACCCAAAUUUAUCGUCCACCUAGCUACCCAUUUUUUAACAGAUUUAUCCAAUGACUAUAACGAUAUUGCAAUCUAUUCACCAAACCCAUUCAAGGAUACUGAAUUCCAAAUGGGUAAUGCUUCAAAGAGUAUCUCGGAAUCUCGUGACCUAUUCUUAGUUGACGGUGGUGAAGAUAAUCAGAACAUUCCAUUAAACCCAUUAAUCCAAAAGCAACGUGAUUUAGAUAUUGUUUUUGCAUUGGACAACUCUGCAGAUACUAACCAGUCUUGGCCAGACGGUGCAUCUUUAGUCAACACAUACCAACGUCAAUUCUCAAGUCAGGGGAAACACGCUGCAUUCCCAUAUGUUCCAGAUGUCAACACUUUUGUUAAUUUGGGAUUAAACAAAAAACCAACUUUCUUUGGUUGUGAUGCUAACAAUUUAACUGAUUUAGCAUAUAUCCCACCAUUAAUUGUCUAUAUUCCAAAUGCCAAGUAUUCAUUUAACAGUAACCAAUCUACUUUUAAGAUGUCCUAUUCAGCAAAACAACGUAGAGCCAUGAUUCAAAAUGGGUUUGAAGCUGCUACUAGAAACAAUUUCACUGACGACUCCAAUUUCAUUGGUUGUAUUGGUUGUGCCAUCAUAAGACGUAAACAACAAGCAUUUAAUUACACUCUACCAAAAGAAUGUGACAAAUGUUUCUCUGAUUACUGUUGGAAUGGUACUUUGAACACAACUGCUGCAUAUGGUGUUGUUGGUGCUGCCGCUGUUGAAUCAGCCCAAUUAUCUUCUGCAGAGGCAUCUCUAGCUAGUGCAUCAUCAGCUUCAGCAAGUGCCACUAAAAAUAAAGAUGGUGCAACUACCACUUUGUCUUCUACAUCCAAGAAAAAUGAUGCACCUGGUAACUUCCCAUCUAACGGUAUUUUUACUCUAUUAAGUGUUAUUGCCACUGUUUUGGGUUUAUUAUAA